Molecule: messenger RNA, 465 nt
Organism: Candidula unifasciata
Lineage: Eukaryota; Metazoa; Mollusca; Gastropoda; Stylommatophora; Geomitridae
Source: the annotation of a GenBank genome assembly
AUGGAGCACACUGAAGCUAAUUCCUCCAAAGACAGCGGUUAUUCUUCAGUGUAUGAAGAAGAUUCUGCUCUGGUAUUUAUUGGCACAGUUAUACUAUACACUAUCGGCGGCGGUGUUUCGUUUCUGGGCAUUUGGAGCAACAUCUUCAGCAUGAUCAUCUUUUACAAGCUUGGCCUCAAGGACAGCAUGUCUGUCGAAUUCUUCGCUCUCUCAUUUACCGAUCUUCUGGUGGCCUUAGUCCAGUUCGUUAGCUGUACUCUCUACAUAUUGGGUAUCCUUUAUCCAGACAGUUCUCUGGACAUUUGGUCACUGACAACUUUGGCCUUUGGGUAUACAAUGCUUUGUUUUUAUUUCACAUCCUGUUGGAUCACCACAGUGAUCUCAAUAGAGAGAUGUCUGUGUGUGGUCUAUCCGUUUAAAGUAAAACUGAUGUUUACUCGAUCUCGCUGCACCGGAUUAAUACUG